Molecule: messenger RNA, 1517 nt
Organism: Anopheles stephensi (Asian malaria mosquito)
Lineage: Eukaryota; Metazoa; Arthropoda; Insecta; Diptera; Culicidae
Gene: Skp2
Product: S-phase kinase-associated protein 2
Exons: 4
Coding region: 184-1356 (390 amino acids)
Biological process (GO): SCF-dependent proteasomal ubiquitin-dependent protein catabolic process
Cellular component (GO): SCF ubiquitin ligase complex
Molecular function (GO): protein binding
Source: RefSeq, a predicted model, not a curated record
GUCAUAAAGCGCGGCAGAAUCGGAGCAGUCUUUGCAGCGAAGGCACAAACAAGCAGUUUUCGAUGUGAACUUCCCCGAGGUAGCCGGUGUGCAUCGUUCUGGACAGUGAGUUAGCGCGUUUGGAAGCAUUUUCUCCGUGUUCGGGACCGUGUACGGCAAGCUUUUGUUUGCUCAGUGUGGAAAAUGGACCCACCGGUGGCGAAUAAGGGAAGGGUCCCGUUAACAAACGUUUCGAAUACUGUUAACCCACGAGGAUCUAAAGUGAACAUAAUGAGCGAUGAGCUGUUGGAAGAACAGUGUAGAGGAGGUCUGGCUCGUGGAAACGACGAUACGUUCUUCUUGUUCCGCAAAGACCCGCAAAAGGCAUCAGCAGGAGAGGAAAAUCCCUUCGAUUUGCUGUCGGAUGAAAUAAUUCUACACAUCAUGAAAUGGCUACCGAAAAAGACACUGAUCAGCUGUAGCCUAGUAAACAGACGGUUCUACCGCGUGGCCAAGGAUGAAACGCUUUGGUACCGGAUGGAUCUUAGCAAUCGAACGCUGCAGUACCACGGAUUGGCCGAGGUGCUCAGUCGAGGCGUCAUUGUGCUGCGCCUGGCCCAAACCAAUAUCGCCAACCCGAUGCUGUACCGGUGUCUAGACUUUCCGGAAGAGCUGAAGGUGCAGUAUUUGGAUCUCAGCAUGUGCACCAUCAGUAAAGCGGCCCUGCAUGGGCUGCUAUCGAACUGCCGGGAGCUGGUAAAGCUAAGCCUGGAGCACGUUCCGCUAAAUGAAGCGAUUUGCGUGGAAAUAUCGAAAAAUCAACGGCUCGAAACACUGAACCUCACCAUGUGUUCCGGCAUCGAUUCCCGCGGGUUACAGUUCAUGACAAAGCUGCUAACCAAACUGCACAGCUUGAACGUGAGUUGGACGAACCUCAACGCAAAUGCGGUUCGUGAUCUGGUACUUUAUCUAACACCAAACAUCGUGCACCUAAAUGCAGCCGGAUGCCGAAAUACUAUGACUGAUGAAAAUGUGUCCAUUCUAAUGUCACGCUGCCAAAAGCUGGUGGCUUUGGAUCUAUCCGACUGCACACUUCUCACGGAGCACGCCAUCACAACGCUAUGCAAAGCUCGUAAGCUCGAGUACCUGUCGCUGUCGCGGUGUUACAACAUCCCUGUAACGGCCUACUUGCAUCUUUGCUCAGUUAAAACACUAAGGUUUCUAGAUCUGUUUGGCCUAGUGUCCGACCAGGCCAUCGAGACGCUUAGACACUCGCUGAAAGACGUCGGUAUCAAUAAGUAUUAUCACAGUUCCGUUGCGCGACCAACUGUUGGCACCAAAAGAACCUCGAUCUGGGGUCUCCGGACGCGUGAUUAAUGCGUGUUGUGAUGGGUUGGCAGCUUACAUAUUUGAAGCAAAUGUAUGAUAAAUAGAAAUCCGACCGAUAUGAUGAAGUAACGAAAAUGCAAACAGAAGACUAAAUCGCAAAUCCAAUUCCGAUUAGUCAAGAUACAUGUACGUUUUAUUCUGUCGCAAAA